Arabidopsis arenosa is the source of this 973-nucleotide messenger RNA. The record is from the annotation of a GenBank genome assembly. Lineage: Eukaryota; Viridiplantae; Streptophyta; Magnoliopsida; Brassicales; Brassicaceae.
AAAAGGAGUAAAACUAAAAUCAAGGAGUAACCAUGACAGGAAAAAAAGUAAAUCUUGCAUGGAUAGAGAAUGACUACUCCAGAUCAAUGACAUUGAAAAGAAGGAGGGCAGGGUUAGUGAAAAAGGUGAAUGAACUAAGCAUAUUGUGCGAUGUAAGGGCUUGCACGAUCAUUUUUAGUCCUAAUGAGGCUGAACCAGUGGUGUGGCCAUCUGCUGAGAAAACUCAUGGCCUCCUAGACGAGUUUUUUUCCUUUCCAGAGUUCAAGCAGAACAAAAAACAGGCGAGUGUCGAGUCAUACCUAAAUGACAAGACGAAGAAGAUUCAUGAGGAACUGAUGAAGAUCGAUAAGCAGAAAAAGGAGUAUGUUACUAAUGAGUUGAUGAUUCAACUACAAAGCGGUCGUAGAAUUGGUGAUCUUACCUUGAGUGAGAUCUACACCUUGAUAUCUUUCUCAAAGGAUAAUAUCAUACGUUGUAGGAAGAAGCUAGAUUCCAUGCAGUUUACUCCUCUUCGUGAUCCACCCAUAUUUCCAUUUGAAGUACAAGUCGAGGCAAUUAAGACCACCACAAAUGAUAUUUUUCAUAAUUUGGUUGAGUCAGUCUCUCAACCUUUCCAGCAUCAUAACAUGAACUACAAUCCAAUAAUGACUACGAAUCAACAAAGGCCACACCUUUUUGAUUUCAUGAGCCGUGAUCUAGAAGUAAGAAAGCAAGGAAGCAACAUUAACAACUCACAAAUUUACAGGAGAAUAGCGACCAACGAUGGUUUCUAUCAAGAGCCAGCUCCUAAUGGAACAACCGCCGGAGAAGGUAAUGCUGAUAUGACAUCGUUUGAUAUCAAUAGGAUUUUGCCGGGAUUUAAGAAUGAUCAUAUCUAAACUUUUUGUUGGAUUAUGUUCUAAGUUUGGUAUGCAUUUAUUUUAAAACUAUGUUUGUUUAUCUCUUUAUGGACCAUUAAAACAUUUUAUCUUUG